CAUGGAAGAUGAGCUUCUUGGUAAACACAUUUCAUGCUCAAAGACUGCCUCUGUGCCUGGGGUGUCCUGCACCACUAUAAAAGCCAGUCCAACUGCAGGCUCCUUCAUCCACUUCUCUUGCCUUCUCCUCCUUGGUAAGCAAGGUUCACCUCCAUCCCACAGCCAUGUCCUGCUAUGAUCUGUGCCGUCCCUGUGGGCCAACCCCACUGGCCAACAGCUGCAACGAGCCCUGUAUCAGGCAGUGCCAGGACUCCAGGGUCAUCAUUGAACCAUCUCCUGUGGUGGUGACCCUGCCUGGACCCAUCCUCAGCUCCUUCCCACAGAACACCACCGUGGGAUCUUCAGCAUCUGCUGCUGUUGGCAGCAUCCUGAGUGAGGCAGGAGUGCCCAUCAACUCUGGGGGCUUCAGCCUCUCUGGUCUUGGUGGCCGCUACUGUGGCAGAAGGAGCCUGCCCUGCUAAAGCCAGGCUGGAUGUCUCCAGUGAGUGUGUGGACCAGGAAACCCAAAGCCAGGUGCCGGACUGAGGACAUUGCUGCUGGCCAGAGUUCCCAGAUGGGUUGAGCAUCCUUGUUCCCUCCUGAGAGGGAGGGAUGGAAGCAAGGUUUCAGCACGUGCUGUCUGGAAACAUGGCCAGUUGAUAUCUUCUUUUCCUGCUUUCUUUUUCACAUCAUGAGUCCCUGUUGCCUCCUGUUGUCCUGUGCUAUGAGUUCAUCCUGAAGCAAGCACAGAGGGUUCCUGCUCAUCGCCUUCUCCCCAUGGGUGUGGGAGGAAGGUGUUUGUCUUGAUGCUGUGAAGGGUGCCUGAGUGUCAGGUGCCGUGGUAACAGCGUGGACAGCAUCCCUUCCAGGAUGCACUGCUUUGUUUCUUUCUUUAGAUACAUUAAAGUUUAUGCUGCAUUGUA
This is a messenger RNA of Melopsittacus undulatus (budgerigar), 902 nucleotides long. Its product is annotated as feather beta keratin-like. Gene Ontology annotation, cellular component: intermediate filament. The record is from RefSeq and is a predicted model, not a curated record. Gene Ontology annotation, molecular function: structural constituent of cytoskeleton. The coding region runs from base 165 to 461 and encodes 98 amino acids. The transcript is spliced from 2 exons. NCBI's taxonomy places the organism in Eukaryota, Metazoa, Chordata, Aves, Psittaciformes, Psittaculidae.